Molecule: messenger RNA, 1116 nt
Organism: Cryptomeria japonica (Japanese cedar)
Lineage: Eukaryota; Viridiplantae; Streptophyta; Pinopsida; Cupressales; Cupressaceae
Exons: 3
Coding region: 1-1116 (371 amino acids)
Molecular function (GO): nucleic acid binding; zinc ion binding
Source: RefSeq, a predicted model, not a curated record
AUGAAGGAGAAGAGGAUUGUGGAGAAAAUCCUUCAAAAUUUGACAUCAAAGUUUGAUGCAAUAGUGAUUGCCAUUAAAGAGGUAAAGGAUUUAUCAGCUUUGACAGUUGAUGAGUUGAUGGGUUCUCUUCAAACUUAUGAGAAACACCUAAAUAGGACAGCUACUUCUUCCCAAGAGAAAUAUUUCAAAGCUCAAGUCAAUGCAAGAGGUAGGGGGAGAGGAAGAAGUGGAAGGAUUUCAAGAGGUCGAGAUCGUGGCAAUCAAGAAAGCUCAGGUCGAGAAAACAACCAAGAGGGAGCGAGCAACUCUCAAAAUAACUCCAAACAAGGCAAGAAGAACAACAAUUUGAAUCAAACAUAUGAUAAGAGUAAUGUGGAGUGUUUUAACUGCCAAAAAUUUGGGCAUUAUGAAAGGGAUUGCUGGAAAAAGAAAGGUAAUCAGGCAAGACAUAAUCCUAAUGUGGUUGAUGUGAAUGUGGGUGAAAAUAAUCAGUCCACAACCUUCAUCAUGUGCAACAUUGGUGAAGAAGGUAGCCUUGAAGUUUGGUAUUUGGAUAGUGUUUGCAGUAACCACAUGAGUGGUAAUGAGAGUUUGUUCUCAUUUAUUGACAAGAAUGUCAAAUAUGAGAUCAAAAUGGGGAACAAUAGAAUAGUUCUAGUUGAAGGAAGAGGAUCUAUUAUGAUUUGCACUAAGAAAGGUGAGAAGAAGGAGAUUGAGAAUGUUUAUUUUGCCCCAGGAAUUAAGCAUAAUCUCAUGAGCUCUAGUGCUGCACCUCGCAAGAAAGCAUGUACAAUAGUGCAUCAGUUGAAGGCCCUCAAGAGUAGCAUUGAAGACCCUUCCAAGCUGUGGAAUCUCAUGUAUGUAUACUUGGGUUAUGCUGGUUUGAGUUUAUUGUCCAAGAAAAGAAUGGUAGAUGGUUUUCAAAAUGGAGACCGUGCAGGCAGUCAUAGCGAUUGUAGCCCAACACAAAUGGAAGGUAUUCCAAAUGGAUGUAAAGUUGAUGUGAAGUUUGCCUUCCUUAAUGCAGUGCUAAAAGAAGAGGUUAAUAUGGAGCUGAAGAAAGCUCUUUAUGGGCUAAAGAAAGAUCCACGAGCAUGGUACAACAAGAUUGACUGA